Molecule: messenger RNA, 3000 nt
Organism: Plasmodium falciparum 3D7
Lineage: Eukaryota; Apicomplexa; Aconoidasida; Haemosporida; Plasmodiidae
Gene: HAP2P
Product: male gamete fusion factor HAP2P
Exons: 10
Coding region: 1-3000 (999 amino acids)
Cellular component (GO): plasma membrane
Source: RefSeq, a predicted model, not a curated record
AUGGAUAGGUUGAACAAGUAUUUGUCUAGACAAAAAUAUGUAGUUCGUAGGAGCGAAGGUUCUCCAUACAGAAAUUUUCUUUUGUAUGUUGAGGAAAUUUAUCAAGUUACUGUGGUGUACCCUAUUAAAUAUCUUUUUGAUAUUCCUCUAAAAUAUUAUGAAUAUUUCAAGUCCUAUAAAAAGAAAGAUAUAGAUAAUAAAAAUUUAAAACAAUUUUGUAAUAUAAUUAAAGAGCAACAUGAAAUAAAUAAUGAACAACAAAAAUGUUUCUGUUGUUAUUGUCGUCAAGAUGAUAUGGUAUUUCCAUUAUUUUCUCAUUUUAAUUAUAAAAAAGCAAAGUUUAAAUGUAACAAGAAAGAACAAGAAGAGGAUAUAGUUCUGACCUUGUCUUGUUUGAAAAAGAAAGACAAAAUUUUUCAUUCUUUUUUCAUACAACAAAAUUACAACUUUUUUAUGUUAAAUGUUACAUUACAACAAUUUGAUUUGAAUGACGAAUAUUUCAUAAACAUAAAUGAUAAGUCUACUCUAGAAAGAAAAACUUAUCUCCUUGAUUCUUCAAAUUAUGAAAUAGAUGACGAAGUAUUUAAUGUAAAGAUAAAAUUUAAUGUCCAAAAAAAUUACAGAAAUGACGAUAUUGAGGGCAACUACCUUUUUGUGGACUCAAAUAUUUUUAAGGAUAGGAUAAUAUUAGAAGACUCAUUUAAAGAUGGAGAUAUUUUAAAAAAUUCAGUUAUUGUAAAAUCUCAUCAUGUUGAUGAACAUGGACUUACAUGUAACAAAAUAAUUGGUUAUCCGAUUUAUUGGAAUAGAGGAAAAGGAUUGUGUCGAUUAAAAAGAAAUGAAUGUUUUCAUAAACAGGUUUCUACAUUUUUAAAUUUAGAAAAGAAAUUAAGCUCGAAAAAUAAUAUGAGCUAUAAUUAUUCUUUCUUUAUGAUAAGAAAGUUACAUAUGGAUGAAUAUAAUGAGAUAGAUGAAGGUUUUGAAAAAACGAAUGAAUAUAUAUAUAAUAUAAAUAAACUUAAUAAAAUAAAUGAAAUAAUAGAUGAUUAUAAGUAUAAUAAUACGGAUAGAUAUAAAUAUGAUAUUAAGAUUGAUAAUAAUGAGAACUUAUUAGAAUAUAUAAAAAAUAAUUAUUAUAUUGGUUUACAAAAAGAAAGACAUCAUUUUAUAGAUAUAAAAUCACAUAAUGAAGAAAUAUUAAAUAUAUCAUAUGACGAGGAAGGUAUAGGAGAGUCCGUAUCCUUUGUACAUAUAUUAAGUAAUUGUUACAAUUAUAAUAAUGAAAAAAAAAAUAUCUCAUGUAGUAUUUAUAUAAGUAUAUGGAAUGAAGAAGAUAUAGAGAAAGAAAUAAAUGUUUUUAUAAAAUGUAAACAAAGGAUUGUUAAUGAUAUAACACAACUAAAUAAAAAAUUAUUUUUAUGUAAAAAGUGUGAAGAAACUAUUCUUAUAAAAUUUGAACCUAUAUAUAAUAUGUUGCUAGCAUCAUGUCAUGUUUUAAUAACAAAAGAGGAAAGAAAUCUUGAUAUAAAAAAUAUAUAUGAAGAUCCUAAUAUUAGGGGUGCAAAUUAUAAAGAGCAACAUUUUCUUUUUGUUAAAGAUGAAGAAAAUGUAGAGGCAUCGCAUAAUUAUAAAUAUAAAAAAGGAAAAUAUAAAACUUAUGAUUAUGAUGAUGAUAUGGUAAAUAUGGAUCAAAGAGUACAAAAUAAAGAAUAUCAUAAGAUAGAUAAAAUAUAUAAUAAUAAUAAUAAUAAUAAUAAUGAUAAUAUAUACCACAAAAAUGUAUACAUUAUUAAAGAAGUACCUCUUAAAUUCGAUGAACAAUUCUAUAGGCCAAACGAUCAUAACAUAAUGUUAUUAUAUAAUACAAUGAACUUUGUUGAAAAUGUAGAAGAUUAUAUUUUAAGAUAUAAAAGGAAAUUCUUUUUUUUUAUAAACAAAUCAGGGAAUAUUGUAAAAAUAAUUUUAUUCUUAUUCUUAGUUAUUAUAUUAUGUAUUUUUAUAAUACCAAGUUUACCUUUCUGUACAUAUUUUUUUAUUAAAUUAAAAUGGUUUCAUAAACUAAAAACAAUUCGUCUAUUGAUAUUAUGGAAAGUACAAGAUACAUUCACAUUUUUUAAAAAGAUACCCAGGAAAGUAUGGAGAUUCAUAAAAAAAAUUGCAAAAAAAUGUAAACGGGUGCUUUUUAAAAUAUUUAUAAAAUAUAAAAAGGAUCAAGAACUUAUUGAUCAAGAAUAUAAAGAAAAAUUACAAAGAAAAAGAAAAAAAGAAAGAAAAAAAAAACAAAUCAGAAAAAAAUAUCAACUUCAAAAAAAGGAGAAGGAAAUUUUGAGAAAAAAAAGAUAUAAAAAGUUGAUUGAAAAUGAAAAAAUAUUUCAAAAGGAAAUGAAAAAAGAAUUAAUGCAUAAAAGAAAUAAUAAAAUAAAACACGAAAACAAACAUGAAGAAAAUUAUUAUAUAAACAACAAAAAUGAUCAUACAUAUGGUCAUAAAAGUAAAACGCAGAAACAUUAUAAAAAAUAUCAUGAUAAAUAUGAAGAUAAAUAUCAUCAUAAAUAUCAUAAGAAAGAACCAAAACAAAAAAAUAUAUAUAAUCAUUUAAAUAAUCCUCAUAAUCCAUCAUAUAACGAUUUAGAAAAAAAUCAAUCAUUAACUUCAAACACAAAUUCUUCUCAAGAAUAUUAUGAAAAGAAAAAAUAUGAAAAUACUCUUUCAUCUGCUGAACAUAUAAAUAUAAAAAACACUCAUCAUAAAAGUAAAUUAAAUACUUUUAAUAAUAAAAACACAUAUGAUAACCAAUAUAUUAAAAAAGAACCAUAUGAUAAGGAUAAUAUAUAUUCUGAUUUCUAUGCUAUAAAAAACAAUGACCAACAAAGUAUUCUCCAAGAAAAAAAGAAAAAUAGAAGAAGCAUAUCCAACAUAUCAAAAAUUUAUAAAAAUAAUGAUACCAUACAACUAUCUAAUAAGGAUAGUAAAACUAGUAGAAAAGAUCUUUUACCAUAA